This is a messenger RNA of Porites lobata, 5201 nucleotides long. The record is from the annotation of a GenBank genome assembly. NCBI's taxonomy places the organism in Eukaryota, Metazoa, Cnidaria, Anthozoa, Scleractinia, Poritidae.
AUGAUACAGGAAGACGACGUCUUACCUCGAGCAACCGAGCUGCCAUUUUUGUCAGCACUUCAUGCGAAGAGCGACACAACAAACCCUUUUGGCUAUAAACUUGGUGAGUCAACAGAAAACAACAAAGCUCUACUUUUCUUCUCAGGUAAGGAAACAGUUCAAACUUUUAGCGGUUCCAUUUAAGCCAUUACGCUGUUGUUUGCGAAAUGAUAAACUUGUGAAUUGCCAUGUUUGAAAAUUCCGCAAAGAUCUAUUUUUAAACUUACGCGUGAUUUGAUCUGUCAAUGAAAUCGUGCUUUUUAAUGGUUUCCUCUCUGAUUUUGUUGAGAUCACUUCGUGUGUAUGUACUAAAACAAUUAUUCUUUUCAAUCUCGGUGAAUAGUGGCUUUGGGAAUAUUUACCUCGCCGCUUUCGCGGCUCGGUAAAUAUUUUGCCAUUAUUCACCUCGAUUUCAAAUAAUUGUUAAUUAGCCGAUUUAAUGGAUAGAGUGUUUGAGUCGGAAAAGAGUUUCCAACCUUUAAAACAACCAAAGCCUGUACUGUGUAUAAAUAUCGUAAAAUUAUGAAUUCUAACAACUGUCUCAUUGAGACGAAUACCCUUGAUACUUUUCAUUCACGAUAGCGAGCUUACAGACGAGCUUCUGCUUAUCCUUGGAUAAAAGCACUGGAUGAAUUUCGCAGAAAUGCAGGUAAAUAAGUCUGGCCAUGUAUUAUUGAGACAGGCACUACAUGAACAAAAAAUACAAUGUCAGUAAAGAAAAGGCUAUGCCCUUGUAUAAAUACUUAUUCUACAAGCCUUGUCAGUCAAACAGAACAAGUUUAAUUGCUAAAGUCGUUUUCAAAAAAAAUUUAUAAUUGUCUCUUGCAAAUAAAAUAAGUCACAAUCAUACUGAAUGUACCACAACCUGUUCAUUUUCAACAACCAAAAAAACCAUUUCACGAUGGUCGGUUGCUAGGGCUUUUGCUCCCGUUUGGUUCUUAAAUUCAAUUUCUGGCUUACAGAGGGGUAGUUUAUAUUUCAAAUGAAGCAAAACAUUAGAACAUCUUAAUUGGAGAAAAGAAUUCUUUAAAUUUUUUCAAUUGUAAAGGUAUUUUUUACUUUUCUUGAAAGUAUGACGUCAUAAGUGACACCUAUUUUUAGUAACAACGUUAAAAAUUCGAUAAGCAGUGUUCAAAAUGCUACAAACAUUUUUGUUACAGAAAAACAAUAUUUACAGUGAAAACCCCAUCUCAAUCGGAUAAAAUGGCGUGAAGUUACAUUUAAUUAAAGAAAUUCAAAUUUCCCGCCUCAUGACCAUAUAUGUUCAAACUUUAGGGGUAUUUUAACGCGAAAACAAUGAAGGUAGUCGCAACGGAAAAAAGACAAAGCUGCAUAAAAUCAAAAUUGUAGUUUUUUGAAUUAGGCAUAUGUGGUGCUAUGACGCGUAUUUCGUCACAAAUUACGUCAUUAUGACGUCAAAAUGACGUAAUUCGUGACGAAAUAUGCGUCAUAGACCACACAUCCUAAACUCAAAAAACUACAAUUUUGUUUUUAUGCAAAUUUGUCUUUUCUCCGUUGCGACUACCUUCAUUGUUUUCACGUUAAAAUACCCUAAAGUUUGACCAUAUAUGGUCAUUUGGCGGGAAAUUUGAAUUUCUUUGAUUAAAUGUAACUUUGCGCCUUUUCAUCCGAUUGAGAUGGGGUUUUCACCAGAAAUCAUAGAAUUCUAUACAGAAAACUAAUGUAAAAUUUUUAGCAUUUCUUUCCUGAAUUUUCUUUCUGAUGCCAUAUUUGGACAUCAUUUAUGACGUCACAAUAGAGGUCACAUGGGAUGAAAUAAACACCAAUAAAUAGGUAAUUUAUCAACUUACUUCCUUGUCAAGUUUUGUUACAUUCGAUGCAUUCUACUUCUCUCUACGGCCUUAAACUCUCAGUUUUGAGAGGUACGAGAGCAAAAGCCCUAGCAACCGACCACCGUGUUUUGGCGUGCAGGUUCUGAUCUGACCCGUGUGCAUUAGGUAACGGAGCUUGUUGAACAAGUUCAGCAGCCCAAACGUGGAUUUGAUUCUCUCCACAGACAAAAAAUUAAUUUUUCUCCUCAUGUGAGCACAUUUUCACAAAAAAAUUAAAAUACUCAUAAGGUGAAAAUUUUAUCUUUUAAUUGAAAGUACUCAUUACCAGGAGGACAUCUGUCAAAAAUUUGGCAAUUUGAACACAACGUGAUUUUCUUAGAAGUUUCCUUUUUGAAGCGUUCAAAAUUUCCCCAUUUUGGCUCUCCAUUCGGCUUAGUCUUCUCUCGGAUGCCUCUCGGAAACAAAGGGGCUGUGAGGUAGAUUGAGGAACUAUGAAGUAAAUUAAAGAACAAGUGAAUUUAGAUUCAACAAAACGAGUAUGGAGUUCAAUUUGCACACUGAAACAGCUGCUAAAAGGUAACACAUGCCAGUAACUUCGUUGCAGUUAGAUGCAACAACACUGGCGACCCUAAGAAACAGACAGCAAGCAUAAAAAUGAUCCUGAUUUUCAGUUCCUGAAUUUAUUUCUCAUGACGUCACAUAUGAGCCAGUCGAUUUCGUGACCACUGGAACGGGUGUGCCAAAGAAAUUUAGACUCAAAAAAUUGCUAAUAAAAAUCUCAUUUGUUCAAAACGAAAAAUUCUUUCGAAGAGGUUCUUGAAGUACCAUGUUCUUUCAGUAAACAAAAUAACAAUUUUUACGUUAUACCGAGGCACAUUAGAGAUCGUUAUUUAGUUAUUUAGGAGCUUGUGUGAUCUAUUAGGUGACCUGAGCUACUAGACCCAAAGUCAUGAUUUAAUUAGCAUACUGAAAUGAUACUUUCAUUUGUUUUUUGUUGUUUCUUUCGUUCUACAGCUUGUGACAUCGACCUUGGACUCGUCAUGGAUAACACUAAAGGCAACUUUAAUCUCAUAAAGGACUUCGCGAAGGAACUUGUGGGCAAAUUUCAAGUCUCAGACGACGGUACGCGUGUUGGAGCCAUUACAUUCGGGCACGGAGCACAUAUUCGUCUUCUGUUCAGUGAUCUAAAAGGCAAAGAAAACAACUUGCAGAAUGUGAAGGAACAGAUCAAUAGAUGGCGUGAAGGUUCUCCCGUUUAUGAUAACAAGACUAGUAUCAGCGAAGCUCUACGUGUUGCUAAAGAUUUCCUGUUUAGGACUUCCAGUGGCAUGAGAUCCGGGCUAGUAGAACAGGUAAUAAGCCUUCUUCAUUCCUCUGACACCCCUGAGGAGCCUUGAGAGUUCUCGCAGCGUGUGUCUUAGGAGGCCGUGUGUGUAUUGUGCGCCCAUUGCUGGGUUGCAUCAUUCCCAUGACACUCAACGCCCUUUGCAAACACUAAGGGCUUGUUUACAUGGAGGUGGGGGACCCAAGGUAGGUGAGGUAACCCGCUUAGGUGGGGUAAAAAAGUAACCCCCGUUUACAUGCAACCUUACAACCAAGCCAUCGCCGGGUGCACUUUCUCAAGAUUAUUGAAUGGUCGCUAAGCGCGUAAACAAAAAAAUGGCUGGCGAACAACGUGUUUUGUGGAUUAAUGCUCUUCUACACUCUCUUGCUGCUCUUGCUACAACCUUCAGUGCUGUGGUUUUUUAUUGUUACCUUCAAUUAUCUUAAGCCACCGCCAAAAGUAAAUUUUGCGCCAAUUUGAUGCAUAGCGAAAACGACCCUGACUGAGCGGGUUACCCCACCUUGUAUGACACGAUAAACAGUAUUGUAUUGAAACGUUCACAUGGCAAAAUUUGACCCUGGCUGAGGUUAUCCGGUCUGGCAGAACGGGCUACCCGCCUUGGCGGGUCACCCCUUCUAUCAUGUAAACUGAAUCAAAUUACAAGCGGGUGGUCCCAACUAGGCGGGUUACCUCACCUACCUGGGGUCCCCCACCUCCAUCUAAACAGGACCUUAAAGAGGGGAAAACUGACGGCAGACCCAUGCACUGCAGUGAAAUCACAUUGAUUGAGACCUCUGAGUAGACAAACGAUGUUUUCACACGUGAAAGAAUCGUUUGCGUCUUGUUAUUUCUGUAUUAGGGUGUACGGUUAUAACACCCGUUUUUCUUUUGUUUUCGUGAUAGGUACUCGUGCUUUUCACAAACGGAAAACAAGACAUGGGGCAGGUAGCUUCUACUCUCAGAAGAAUUCAGGAACUACAAAAUAAAGGAAUAAAAAUUAUCAUUGUGGGUAUUCAAAAACCAGACCCUAUUGAGCUGUUGAAGCUUGCCGGUGGAAUCGAGAACAUGCAUUAUCUGAAUUCUGAGGGCAGGAUUACAAGCAUCGCUACCAAAAUAUUCCAGAGUGUAUGCAGUAAAGCCUAGGAUUUCAACAGGCUUCUAACUUUGGCAUAAUAAUUAUAAAUGCUAAAUGCUUAAUGAAGCCUCCAUAAGUCUCGGCAAAUAUAUCAUAUACAUACCAGUUUAACCAUUGUAGUCAACACUGAAUAUAACGGCGCGCUUUGAGUCCUGAAUAAUUGAUGCAAACUCAGAUAUUUCGCAAAGAGUUUCAGAACUCCUGCGUUAAUUAACACGUAGGUUACAAUGAUGUUACUUUUCUCAUGUAUCAUUAUUGUUUCAUUUCAAAAUAAAAUGUGGAGUCGGGAAUAAUUUCAUGGCGCAUGGUUCUCAUUCAUGGGCUAAGACAGGGACACCCAACGAGAAUAUAGUUCAAAACCACUUGACAUAGCAUUGUUAAACGUAUUUUAGUAGUUAAACGGAAGAUAUAAGCAUAUUUUUAUCCCCUAAAAAUUUCUCAGCUGUUCGGAUUUCCUAGCUGAAAGUCUACUGAUCCGAAUAUUAUAGGGAUCAAAACUUACUUUUUCGAAAAUUUCAGCCAAAAAAAGGCUCCUGAAAAUUCUAGGUGACCUUUUUAGGGUAAAAAUUCGUAAAAAUGGGCAAUUAUACCAAUUUUUAGAUGUACGAAAAUCCUGGGAGAGGCAGGUAAGCAAGAAAUUUUACAACAAAUGUGCCGAAAAUUCUAGAUCUCAAAUCGUCUUCCGAACAGAUAUUUUCCGAAAAUUGACGUUGGGCCGCCCCUGCUGAGAGUUAACAAGAUCUGACGCAGCAUAGCAGCAGGGACAAAUAUUCGGGGCAUUAAGCACAAAACUUGACCACGGCCCUCAGUUUUUAUUUGGGAAAAAUAAAAAAUAUAAAAAAAUAUAUCGCCUUAUCUUACCGUAUCGUGUUGCAAAAAAUCAGAAUACAGUAUCUUCUCUCGUGGACCG